Chionomys nivalis (European snow vole) is the source of this 2204-nucleotide messenger RNA. RefSeq names its product transmembrane protein 115 (gene Tmem115). Gene Ontology annotation, biological process: retrograde vesicle-mediated transport, Golgi to endoplasmic reticulum. The transcript is spliced from 2 exons. The coding region runs from base 497 to 1552 and encodes 351 amino acids. The record is from RefSeq and is a predicted model, not a curated record. NCBI's taxonomy places the organism in Eukaryota, Metazoa, Chordata, Mammalia, Rodentia, Cricetidae. Gene Ontology annotation, cellular component: membrane; Golgi apparatus.
CCCAGAGGGCACACAGGGCCGAGGCGGCCGCCGGGGGCGCGCAGGCGCGGCGUCCCUGUUUGUCGGCCCAGGAGAAGGGAGGAGGUACCUUCAAGUCAAAACCCUAUCCCAGAAGGAGCUAAACGGUCUUGACUUGGGCCGGAACAAGACACCAGUACCCCGCAGAGCCUCACAGUGGAUGGAGGACGCCCAGCCUUGAGAUCAACGCUAGCCCGGCCAGCCUGGCCGCUGGGUUUACGGAACCGGCCGGCAGGCGUGCCCAAGCCGCUCAGGGCCUAACCUCAGGUCCUCGGCCAGGGGCAUAGGCUCUGGCCUGGCAGCAAGGCUUUCUCUUCCUCUUGGAGCUACAGCCGGACCAGACCGGAACCAGAGCCUUCCCAGAGAGCAGUGAGUAGCCGGGCCUGGGCCUCCCGUCGGGGCCGGACUGGGACGAGGCCCCGGGGAGGCCCCUAGGCCACCUUCCUCACCUUCCCUCAAGUCGACGUCCGCCGGGAAAAUGCAACGCGCCCUCCCCGGUGCCCGCCAGCAUCUGGGGGCCAUCCUGGCCAGCGCCAGCGUGGUGGUGAAGGCGCUGUGCGCCGUGGUACUGUUCCUCUAUCUCCUUUCCUUCGCCGUGGACACGGACUGCCUGGCGGUCACCCCGGGCUACCUUUUCCCACCCAACUUCUGGAUCUGGACCCUGGCCACCCAUGGGCUGAUGGAACAGCACGUGUGGGACGUGGCCAUCAGUCUGGCCACAGUAGUGGUGGCCGGGCGAUUACUGGAGCCCCUCUGGGGAGCCUUGGAGCUGCUCAUCUUCUUCUCGGUGGUGAAUGUGUCCGUGGGGCUUCUGGGGGCCUUCGCCUACCUCCUCACCUACAUGGCUUCCUUCAACUUGGUCUACCUGUUCACUAUUCGUAUCCAUGGCGCCCUGGGUUUCCUAGGUGGUGUCCUGGUGGCACUCAAGCAAACUAUGGGAGACUGUGUGGUCCUGCGAGUGCCCCAGGUUCGCGUCAGCGUAGUUCCCAUGCUGUUGCUGGCUUUGCUGCUGCUGCUCCGGCUGGCCACGCUGCUCCAGAGCCCGGCCUUGGCUUCCUACGGCUUUGGACUGCUGUCCAGUUGGGUGUAUCUCCGCUUCUAUCAGCGCCAUAGCCGGGGCCGAGGGGACAUGGCUGACCAUUUUGCUUUUGCCACCUUCUUCCCGGAGAUCCUGCAACCUGUGGUAGGGCUGCUAGCGAACCUGGUGCAUGGCCUCCUGGUGAAAGUCAAGAUAUGCCAGAAGACGGUGAAGCGCUAUGAUGUGGGAGCCCCAUCAUCCAUCACUAUCAGCCUCCCAGGCACAGACCCUCAAGACGCCGAGAGGAGAAGGCAACUGGCCCUAAAGGCUCUCAAUGAGCGGCUGAAGAGAGUGGAGGAUCAGUCUGUCUGGCCCAGCAUGGAUGAUGAUGAAGAGGAGGCUGGGGCAAAAAAGGACAGUCCUCUGCCUUCAGAAAAAGCUUCCACACCCCCAGGGAAGGGGACUGCCCCAGAAUCCAGUCUCAUUACCUUUGAGGCAGCUCCUCCAAAACUGUAACUCCAGACCGCUGAGUGUAGUCCUCUGCCCCCAUGCCCUCCCUGAUGCGUCUCAGCUACUCCAGGGCACUGACUGCCCUGAGGAUGGGGAGGAGGGCCUUCUGGGGGUCUCUUUGGCCUUCUGCUGUUUCUCAGCAACACUACAUGGGACCCUUGCUACCUGGUUCCAACUCCAGACAACCACAAUGCCAGGUAUGGGGCCUCUGAGCAUCAGCCAGUCCAGACCCCCAUUUGUGGUAAGACUGUACCUCAACAGGUGCAGUUCCUCACCAAGGAAGUGGCUGCAGGGACACUGGUGUCGCAGCUUCUGGGCCAGCGUCACAUUCGAAACUGGUUGCCAACAGCCCUGAGCCAAGGCAAGGAUUUGAAAUUGCCAAAAAUGUCCUGGGGGCCCAACCAGUAUGGGUCUGUACAUCUCUGCCCGCCCCCAGACUGCAUUCAUGUCAGGGUUUCUUGUGCCCUUCUGCUGUGGCAGUGACUGUCUAGCCAGAGCCACCACAGCUCCCAGGUAUUUUCUACAGGACCACCUGAGUGGGCAGCCAAGCCCAGCCUCACAGUAUCAAUAAAGCGGUUCUUUGAGGUGUGGCUCCCUGGCUCCGUUAAGCCACUUUGUGCAGCCCUCUCGUCCUUACCAAAUGCAAAAUUAAAUGUGU